Pelagomonas calceolata is the source of this 755-nucleotide messenger RNA. The record is from the annotation of a GenBank genome assembly. NCBI's taxonomy places the organism in Eukaryota, Pelagophyceae, Pelagomonadales, Pelagomonadaceae.
GAGCACAACAGCACAUUACUCAGCAGCGAGGGCCUAAGAGUCGUCCGAGUCACUAUCCGACGAGCCGUACGCGACCAGCCCAGACAAGGGCGCCGGAGCAGGCGCCGGCGCCGGUGCGUCCACCCGCCGCCGCUUCAGGACCGGCGCGGGACCCUCGUCCACCUUAUUCUUCACACGAGGCGCCACGACGACCGAGGGCGCCGGCGCCUUCGCCGCGUCCGCCCGGAACGCCCGCACGGCGCUGUCCUCCGCCGCCUUCGCUUUCGCUCGCCGCUCGUUGUCGGCCUGCUGCUGGCCCUUCGUGUACAUCAUGUCGCUGUGGUCGAAGGCCCCGCACUUAUCGAGCCAGUGCGGCACCUUGACGGCGGCCUCGCCGUCGGCCUCGAACUCGGGCGCGUCCUGGCUCCCGGCCAUGUUCUCGUGCACCGUGCGCAUGGACUGGCGCUCCUCCUCCUCUUCCUUGGUGAACUUGUAGCCGACCUUUUCGAGCUCCGCUUCUUGCUUCUUCGCGGCCCGGUCCCAGAAGGACUGGGCGGCGUUCGUGUGGCCGGCCAUGGUUUUUUUAUGAUGCCAAGCAAGAGGACCCCCGGCCCGCGGCACGAGGCCUUGUUUUGAGGGGCGGCUGCGGGUGCGGUCGGAUGCGGUGCUGGGCGCUAGCGGUCGCGCAGCGCGGCAGCAAUGCGACGAAGAUUACGUUGUGUGAAUCCAAGGAGCCAGUCACCGCUUAGCUCGGGCGAUGGCCUGUCCAACACUUU